GCUUGCGUCAUCGCCGCGGGCGCUGCUUCCUGUUGUCUGAGGCUGCGAGGCGGCCACCGCGUCCGGAGCGAAGCUGAGGGGCUGCCGCGGCCCUGAGCGCCCGUCACCGCCUCCCGGCUCCCCGUGGUCAUCAAGAAGAGGCUUGUGGGCUCCAUGAAGGCCUUGCAGAAGCAGUACGUGUCCUGGGACACGGUGGUGACGAGUGAGGAUGCCGACGCCAACACCGUGUACAGUGCCCUGGAGGCCAUGUUCAUCCACUGUCUGCACACCAAGCACAUCCUCGCCGAGGAGGGAGACGAAAGGAAGAAGCAUGCUCAGUGGAAGCCCUUGUCGCAGCCUGCCUUCUGGCUCCUCUGAAAGCCAUCACCCACAGUUCCCCGAACCCUGCAAGGAGUGAUCCUUGAGCUCAGACCCAGGAGUCAGCCCUGCGCAUCGCCAGUAUCUAGUAACUACCGGAUAUUGUCAGACCAGUGACAGUCAAGUGGCCCUGGCAUUCAAGAAAUUGAAAAUUCAGGAGGCUGACAGAAUUCUCAGUCAUAAUCCUCGAACAACUAUGGAAGAUUCAUAUCUUUUUCAAUUGCCAGCAUUAAAAUAUCUAGACAUGGGAGCAACACAAGUGUCACUUGGACCAAUCCAAAACAUCCUCAUGAUGACUCUUAAAUUGGAAAAACUGAUAUUACCUAGGCAUCUCACCUGCUGCCUCUGCCAAUUUAAGAAUAAAAUAGACUCUGUCUGCAAAGUAGUCAAACUACAUUGUGAAUGUACCAGCAGCACACACUGCGGGCGACCAGCGUGGCUGCUGGGAGCUCCGAUCCUAACGCAGAUUCUGCACCCCGUCCUGCUGAUCCCCGACUCGUCCGUCCCCAAGCCCUGGAUUUCUCCUUCCCGUGCUCCUGCACUUGAAUCCCCUCAUGCCCUUCAACCCCGGGCCAAGUCCGGGUUUUUUGAUCGUUUCACCUCGACUGUUGGCCGGAUGUUGUUCCCGCCGCAGAAGUUUAAAGGUUUCAUUCCCAUCCGGGAUGAAUACUCAGUUGGAACUCCCAGAAAGUCUAAGAAACCUCAUCAUCAACCACAACAGAUGCAGGAUGAGGACUUAGAUUCCAGUAUGGAUAUCUUUUAUCCCGAGGGGAGAGAACCCUUGGAUGUACUGGGAGAUUCAGAGAAACACCCACAGAUCCCUCACAAGACUGAAUCCUUUUCACCCCAGUCCCAGCAUCCAGAACCCUCUGAAGAGCUAGAACAGCUUCCCUUUAAGGCCCUGGAAGCUGAAGUUUCAGCAAGCACACAACAGACCCCAGCUGCACUUCCAGGAUCUCCUGAGGAAUCGAAACCUUUAGUUCAGGACUUAGAUUUGCUGUCCAGUACCCCUGAAGAGGGUGAUACUGCUUCAGUCCUGCCAGAAAUCCUAGUUCAGCCUACAUUGGGUCCUGAGGAAAUGGGGUCUUCAGUACCUCAGGAGGUGGAAGCUCAGUCUUCAGAGUCAGGUCUGAAAGCUCAGUUUUUACUGCAUCAUCAGCCAAAUGAACUGUCUCCAGUCCAGAAAGAAGCCCAUCUUUCAAAUAUAUCUACUGUCAUCAUCAAACCUGCCUAUCUGCAGAUUACCGGAACUCCAAGAGUCAACAAGCAGGAUGAAAUUUCAACCCAGCCAGAAACCCUAAGUCUAAGUCACACAGGAGAGACCCGUGAAGAGAAUGAACACUCUCUAGCUCAAGAGGUGGCCCAGUCUCAGCCUCUAGAGAGCCCUAAGGGUGACUCUGCCACACAGCAGGAGGCAGUGGCUCAAGCUCCAGAGAUCCUUGAGGUGACUGAAUCUUCUAUCCAGCAGGAAUCCCUAGCUCAGCCUCCUGAAUCUUCUAUGGAGUUGGAAGCUCAACCAUUUCUUCAUCCUGCGGAAAAUCUUCCAAUUCCAAAUCAGAAUGGAACUUCACACUUAAACUUGCCCCAUGUCACUGCUCAGCAUUUGAGUGUGACAUUUUCCAUUUUUUCAGAGGUUGGUGAUGAGGUUGAAUCUUCUCCAGUGCCACAGGAGGCCCUGGAUCAGCCGUCUGAGCCAUCUGAGGAAUCUGUCACUAAUCCACCUCUGCAUCCCGAAGAGUUUAUUACAUCUUCACGUCACAAUGAAUCCCCAAGCUUAAAUUUGACAUAUGUCAGUGCUAAAGCUAUUGGUGUGACAUUUUCCAUAUCUACAGAGAUCAGUAAUGAGGAUGAACCUUCAGUCCAGCAGGAGAUGCAGGCUCAGUCUCCUGAGCCAUCUGAGGAAUCAGUCACUCACCCUUUCCCGCAUUCUGAAGAAAAUAUUCCAUCUCCAAGUCACAGUAAAGCUCCACACAUCAACUUGCCCAGUGUCACUUCUAAUCCUAAGGGUGUGACUAUUUCUGAAACUACAGAGGUCAUAAAUGAGGUCAAACCUUCAGUUCAGCAGGAGGUCCAGGCUCAACCUCCAUCCCAAGAGGUCCAGGCUUCAUUUCCAGGCCUCUCUGAGAACAUGGAAUUAUCUGGCUGGCAGAUUGUAUCAUCAACCAUUUCUGAAACACAGAAGUUCCAGAGUGAGAUGGUAGCUCUACAUUUGGGUCAGACUCUAACUCAGCUUUCGCCAGACAAGGAACCUGCUGAGAAAAUGGAAAUUUCUUCACCUGUGCAGGAGACCCUCACUCAGCUUUCAGAGUUACCAACAGAUAUCGUUUUGGCUCAGGCUUCAGAGCAUUUGGAAGGACCACUUUCAGCAUCAACUCGGCAUCCAUCAUCAGUCCGGGUCACGACUCUCACGGCAGAACCAAGUAGGGAGAGUAAAGCUUCUACGACCCUGAAGAAGACUACCGCUCCCACAGAGCACACUGUGACAAAACCAACAGGGAAUGUGCGGACUCAUUCAAUCGCCACUAAGAUUUCAGCUCUACCCAGUCUGGGGGUUUUGAAGACAGUACCUUCUCCAACCACACAAAAGACUACAGGUCAGACUUCUCAUCAAAAUCAACCUUCUACACACCAAUAUAUAACUGUAACUCCGGAACGCACUGUGAAGACUAAACCCUCGACAACCCUGACAAGUACCAGUGCUACAGAACACUCAGAUGUGACACCUAUCACACCAUCUCUGAGUCCUCAUUCAAACCUGAGUGAAGUCACGUAUCCACCUAUAAACAAGGACGUUCCUGUCACUGAAGGCAGGUCAGUUACAGCUCCAACCAUGCAAGAGACUGGAGUUCCGUCUUCAAAGGCCCCAAAGAAAGCCGAGGUAACAGUUUCAACAAGUACCACUCUGACAACCCCCACAGAGGGAUUGCUGUCAGAACAGGGUCAGCAUCAACACACAGAUCUGAGUGAACAGACAUCUAUAACUUUGGACGAAACGCCACAACCAGAAACAUCAAGGACAGCUUCCCUGACUCACUCUUCAGCCCUAUCUUCUGGACGAUCUACUUCCGAAAAGGCACAUGUAGAUUUCCCUGAGCAACUACAACAGAAUGAACACAUGACCUUCAACAUAUGUGAGCUUUGUACCUGCACAGAGGAUACCCUCUCCUGCACCGGUCUCAGUCCAGAGAAGAGACUCCGUAGAGUGCCUGUGCCAGGGCCCAACAUCAAUAGGACCUUCACUAUACUGAAUUUCCAAGGAAACUCUAUUUCUUCCAUUGAUGGAAAUACAUGGAAGGCAUACCCUUGGGUUGAGAAACUAAUCCUCAGUGACAAUUCUUUGACUGAAUUACAUAAGGAUUCAUUUGAAGGCCUGCUAUCCCUCAAGUACUUAGAUUUAUCCUGCAAUAAAAUACAGUUUAUUGAAAGGCGUACAUUUGAAGAACUACCAUAUCUGCAGUAUAUGAAUCUUAGUUGCAAUUUAAUCACCGAACUGAGCUUUGGAACGUUUCAGGCCUGGCAUGGAAUGCAGUUUUUACAUAAGAUAAUUCUCAGUCAUAAUCCUCUAACAGCUAUUGAAGAUUCAUAUCUUUUUCAAUUACCAGCAUUAAAAUAUCUAGACAUGGGAGCAACACAAGUGUCGCUUGGACCAGUCCAAAACAUCCUCAUGAUGACUCUUGAAUUGGAAAAACUGAUCUUACCUAGGCAUCUCACCUGCUGCCUCUGCCAAUUUAAGAAUAAAAUAGACUCUGUCUGCAAAGUAGUCAGACUACAUUGUGAAUGUACCAGCAGCACACACUGUGAUGAGGAAUCCAUAAAUAAUAUAGAAGGGGAGUUCAUGGAGACUUUACAGGCCCGAAAAAAGAACACUAGCACCGAACUGACCAUAGAACCGGACAAGGCCUCAUCAGAGAGAGACAGAAUGUCCUUUUUCAUAAAUGAGCAGCUGGACUUCAAUGAUAAUGAUAUGAUGAAUAAGCUAAAUUACAUAAUGCCUUUUUUCCAGGAAGGUAACAUAAAAGAUGUUGAAUCAACCUUGUUACCCUUCCUUAAGCUCCUUUUUAAAGAUGUAAAAGACAAAGCAAAUCCUGGGGUUCAUUUGAAGAACAGCACAAUUCCGAUGUCUCUACAGCUUGAAUCCAACAAUUCAACAUACAAUAAGUUGAAAAGUCUCCAUUUUCUGAAAAGCUUGAUAAAUGCAGCAACUCAAGCAAAAGUCCACAAAGCUAGGAAGAGAGAGAAAACUGCCACGCUGGUCCGUUCCAUACUUUUCGGGCCCAAAUUGAACCGUCAGAUCUUUCCGAAGAAAUUGAAAACUGUCUGGCCAAAGAGAAAACACUUAGGGAAGGUGGCAGAGAGGGAGAGGAAACCACUGCAGAUGAGCAGCGUGCUCAAGGACCCCGGGGGCCUCCAGAAAAAAGAGCUUCCCUUAGCGGGGAGGCCCAGGAAAUGGGUGGAAAACCCCUUCAAUGAGGAGUCAAACUCCAUCCAGGAGCACAAGGCGGUGUUCUCCAUGCCCCUGGAAGAAUUCUCCAUGGGCAGGCCAUCUGCUGCCACUUCUAAAGUCCCACCCGAGAACCCCAAAGACCUAAGAGACACUUUCCGCGUUUUAGAAGACGCAGAUGCCAGGGUUCGGAACAUGAAGUUUCCCAGCCCCGUGCCACACAAUAAAAUAAAUUAUAAUUUUCAGAAAUCUUAUUCUCACCUGGGAAGCAGAAGGGCUAAAGCCAGCGCGAAUAGAGACACGAAAGAAUCAGCACCCGAGAGGCCGGUGCGGGUCGCCAAGCGGCCUCCUUUCGCUGCGGUGAAGAGCCUCAUCAAGUCCCCGCCAAGAGAGGAGUCUCUGUCUUGGAGAGAUCAGAACAAACCUUUGCUCCAGUCCUUUCAACCUUCACACUCAUCUGCAGGAAAGAAGACCGCAGAAAGCACGCAUGCUGCAAAUGGGGCGAACACCAGAGGCAUCACGGUGCCAGAGAAAACGGUCGGUAGCAAAGGCACCUCCCAUGAGAAGGAUGCCCCGAUGGUGGACAACCUCACGCCGACUGUCAAGCAGUCCAGCAAGAUGCAGUGGGAAUAUCACAACGUGGCCACGGACAUCGUCUCUGCCACACAAAGACCAGACCCAGGAGACAAGCUGGAGAUGGAAUACAUCCAGCAGCUGCGGUCCCUUAUCCCCAACAACAACGUGAGGAAGCUCAUUGCUCACUUGAUGCGGACUCUCAAAAUGGACUGCUCUAAGCCCCAGGUGCAGGUGGCGUGUGCGAAGAUCCUCUCUGAAACCGGCCUCCUGAUGAAGCUUCUCAGUGAGCAGGAGGAAGGAAAGGUUCCCAAGCCAGAAUGGGAUACGGAACAGUGGAAGACUGAGAACUACAUUAGUGAGAAUACCGAAGGCCAGAGUGAACAGAAACAGCCAGACGAAAGUGAGCUCACAAAAGAAGUUCCAGGAUAUGGCUAUCAUGAUGGCUAUCAUGAGGCCAAAGCAAGCGUGGUAAUAUUUGUGAUUGUAGUCGUGAUGAUAUUGAUUAUAAUUAUCGGUCUCAUUGAGAUAUACGGUCAGAGACGAAGAAAAUCUAAAAAUCGAAGAUCCAGGGAGCUCAAGGAGGUCAUAGUAAGAAAAACAACGGAAUUGACUCCGGAGGAGAAAGCAGCCAAGAAGACCAAGGCAGCCAAGAAGACCCAGGGAGCACAGGAACCUCAGCGCCCCCCAACACGUGUCCCCCUGGCACGACAGACCGGCAAAUCUCCACUUGGAACCCCGACAUCACAGACACCCCAGUCACAACUGUCCAUCAAGGCUCCACAGGCCCCCCAUGCACUCGAGUCCUUCAGAUCCCAGGAGAUCCUGUCAUCACAGGAGAUCUCAACUCAGAUUGAGGAAGUACAGGACUCCUCAAAAGGAGCCACCGUGUCCGAAUGAACGGCUCCCGCCUCAGACCACCUGGAAAUUUGUCUUUCAUAGUGAAAGACUCCAUGCUCUUCUAAUAAAAUCACGACGAGCCACAUCCAAGUACUGUACUAAUAAGUUCUUUACAUGCUUGGAAUUUGAAACCUCAUAACAACCCUAUACUUUAUUACAAAACAGAGGCUUGGUUAGGUUACAUAAUGUCCCAUAUUCUUACUACUUACAAUGCCUAGAUCUAAAUCUUUGAAAUGACUGUCUAUACUCAUGAUCAGUAUUCAUCCUUUUUCUUGUCCUUUGCUAGAUCUCCAAUCAAGUCUCCUAAAACAUUUUUUAAAAAUCAUCUUACCAAUCAUCUUUUUUAAAAAUCAUUUGAAAAAAAAUCAUCUUACCUCUGCCUGCUUCCCCCAAUCUUAUCGACCCAGGGGUCACACCCAUAAGCCACCUCCUGUAGGCACCAGAUAAUCAUCUCAUCAGCCACUGUCCAGAAUUCUGCUGCUUCUCCUGGAAGGGAGAAUAAAAUGAGGCCUCCCGUAGCCAUGCUACCGGACUCCUCACCAGGCUGUUUACAUUCAGGGGUGCACAAGAGGGGCGCAGGUGAGAGCCCUCCCCACCCCAAGGGUCUCAGCCCUGGCAGCCGACCUCCACUACCCAACCGCCGCCAUACUCUGAGCCGCUUUUCACAUGCUUGGGCCGAGCCUUACGCAUGAGUGGACAUAUUCCUGGAUCUCGCAGCAACUUGAUGGCCGUGUGACACAUCAUCAUAGAGGGAAAUUUAUGUAAAUGCCUCUUGGAGAGCCCAGCAAGCUACCAAUAGUAUCCUGCCCACAUGGCGGAGCCUGGUAAGCUCCCUGUGGUGAAUUCAAUAUGCCAAAAAAUAAACAAUAACAGGUCUCAUUCUCCUGACCCCAAAAGAGCCUCCAAUCAUUGGGAAAGACAAGUAAGGAGAGGCUGCUAAAAUCUCAGGGCUGGUCGAGUGGAGACGUUACUGGCACCUGCCCAAGUAAAUCAAUGAACAACAGGAUGACAGUGAUGCAGUAAAGAGCUUCUCAGCAAUUCCUAUAAAAUACUUAUUUUAUCAUUUAAAAAUGAAUAUAUGAGUAAGUCCAGCAAUGGACUUGGGAAUUAAAGCUAAAAAAAGAGGUCAACAUUCGUGUAACCAAUAAAGGCUAUUGGCAGGAUGCAGGACUGGAGCUGGAAUCCCUCCCCUAGCAGGGAUGAGGUCCGAGAGGAAUGGGUGGGAUGGGAGGAUGGGAGCCUCUCCUCAUGCCCCCAGAAUAAUCGUCCCUGAAGAGCUGUUAAAACCACCAUCCUCCAGCAGGGAUGAGUAUUAAAGCAAAACACAGCCAAUCCUGUCGUUCUCUCCAAGGGCUCCCCAAGUGCCACAGCAGUUAAUGACAGCAGACUCAACUCCUGCCCCUACUUAUGGGGUCACUCUAACGGGCUCUUGAAAUGACCAGAACUUUUGCAGCAGUGUCUAUACCGCUGUUGAUGCUAAGACCUGUCUGUUUUCCCAAACUCUCAAACUUAUCCACAAGUGCAUGCCUGUAGGAUAACAUAGCCUCUGAUAGUUUAGAUUUAUUGGGUUACUCCCGUUACGGUGCUCCCAUUCCUCUGUGUUUAUUUGUAGUUUCUUAGUAUUCUGUUGACUUGUAAAUAUUGUUUUGUAUUUCUGUUCUCCUUGAGUCCUUUGCAUAGUUUAUUCAGAGCCAUGUCCUUUCUUGUAUAGACACAAGAAGACAAUAUUAUGCCUUUGUAACUUGGGACUUAAUUGGCCUCGAAUAUUAUUCCCUCCCGGGCAUCUGCUUUCUCCAGUUAAACCUCAGUUGCCCUCAGUUCCUAGCACCCCCAAAACAGGGUCCCGAUGAGGGAUGGGAUGGAUCCAGGGCAAGCGGUGAGUUAUGUGCUACCCUGGCAUCCAGAUGGGCCUGGCCAAAGUGCCUAAUUCUUUUUUCUUUUUUUUUUUUAAUAUGGAACUCUUCGCGAAUUUGCGUGUCAUCCUUGCGCAGGCCAUGGUAAUCUUCUCUGUGUCGUUCCAAUUUUAGUAUAUGUGCUGCCGAAGCGAGCACCAAAGUGCCUAAUCUAAACUAUAAGUUAAGAGCUUGAUCAUGGGCAAAUGCUAUCAUGAUCCAAAAGUAAUGACGAGACUAGGACCCUGUUAGGGAUAGGAAAGACUAAUCUGGCUUGAGCACUGUAGUCUGAGAUCGAGAUGGCUCCAGGAGAGCAAUUCUAUAAGCUUUAAUACAUUUCUUAUAGUGUCCAUACAAAAUGAUUAAUAUUAUGAAUGCUUAUAUGCUUGCUAGAUGAGGAGAAGAGAAACACACUCAUGGGUCUCCGCCCUUGGGUGGAUCCUCCUGCUGAAAGAGAAUCAGUCCUAGGAGAAGCAUCCCCUGAGGGAAAGGAACCUUACCCCUAUUGAUUGUGACCACACCUCUGUGUAAGCCCCAACCCCCUCAUGCUGGGGGGAUUUAACUAGGCUGUAAAAGUGGGUUGGGGGGCCAGAUCCACAGAUCCAGGGAGAGAUCUAGAACUGGGACAGAAGCAGAGAGUGAGAAUGAAAUAAACUGAUCGAGCAACCA
Sorex araneus (European shrew) is the source of this 8832-nucleotide messenger RNA. RefSeq names its product leucine-rich repeat-containing protein 37A3-like. The record is from RefSeq and is a predicted model, not a curated record. Gene Ontology annotation, molecular function: protein binding. The coding region runs from base 554 to 6271 and encodes 1905 amino acids. NCBI's taxonomy places the organism in Eukaryota, Metazoa, Chordata, Mammalia, Eulipotyphla, Soricidae. The transcript has 20 exons.